Hipposideros armiger (great roundleaf bat) is the source of this 2839-nucleotide messenger RNA. RefSeq names its product Z-DNA binding protein 1 (gene ZBP1). The record is from RefSeq and is a predicted model, not a curated record. Gene Ontology annotation, molecular function: DNA binding; RNA binding; double-stranded RNA adenosine deaminase activity. Gene Ontology annotation, biological process: positive regulation of type I interferon-mediated signaling pathway. Bases 257 to 1516 code for a protein of 419 amino acids. Lineage: Eukaryota; Metazoa; Chordata; Mammalia; Chiroptera; Hipposideridae. Gene Ontology annotation, cellular component: nucleus. The transcript has 8 exons.
UACACGUUUCAUUUUCUUUUCCUCCACAAAGCUGAUAUGCAGGCAGGCUAGGCUUCUGUUUCCGUGGUGUGAAGAGCUCACACCUGCCGGCUUGGAGCUGGCCUCCCUUCACAGCUGCCAGGGUUACUGGGCUCCACCACACAAGGACACCCAGCCCCGAGCAGGCCCACCCUCUCUAGGCCAAAGUGCAGGAGCCUGUCGCUCUCUCCCAGCCCCCCUGCCAAUUCUCCCAGGGCUUCCAGAAGCUGCUGUCAGCAUGGCCGGUGCCCCUGCGGACCCAGGUGAGACAGACCUUAAGCAGAGGAUUCUGCGGGUGCUGAGGGACGCUGGAUGCCCCAUGAAGACUGCCCUGCUGGUAAAGGAAUGCCAAGUGCCCAAGAAUAAACUCAACCAAGUCCUCUACCGGAUGAAGGAUGAGUCGCAAGUGGCCCUCGCAGGCCCCGGAACUUGGUGCUUGGGCAAUGGUGGGACUGGAGAAGCGGUUUCCACAGCGCUGGCCCAGCCUAGCCGGGCAGAGAGACCCCAGCAAGACGUAGUUACAAUCCCAGAAAGACCUGACUGUCAGCUCAGUGAACAGCAGGAAAAGAUCUAUAGGUUUCUGGAAGCCAGUGGGCCCUGUAGGGCCCUGAACAUCGCCAAGUCCCUGGGAAUGAUGACAGCAAGAGAAGUCAACCCAGACUUAUAUGCCAUGAGUAAAAAGCAUCUUCUGGACUUCAACCAGAAUUCAAAAGUAUGGGCAAUUUAUCGACCAGCAGAAGGUUCUGGAGGAAGAAAUCAGUCCACCGCAGUCAUUUACCAGCAAAAUCCCAUCAACAUGAUCUAUCAGAACGGCCCAGGCAGCCACAUUUCCAUUGCGAACUCUCAAGCCAUCCAGAUCGGACACGGGAACCUCAUACUGAGCCAGACGGCCUCUGGGGAGAAUGGCCCCACGGUUCCCCUCUACCCCCCUCCACUGGAAUCAGCUGAUCCAUCAACUCAGGACCCUCUGGCUAGAUCCUGGGGGUCCCAGGAUAUCUACAUGGAGAAGUCUGAGUUCAGACGGGUGCAGCUGGGACACGGCAAUGAGCUAAGCAUUCAUAGCACCCCGACCAAGGGCCCUGCCUGCAGCCCCGCUGGCAAAACCACAGCCUCUGCCACCACUGCUGGCUCAGAAGCUUCAUUCGAAAUUCGAAUGCCCACGCCAAGACCUCACACCGAGGGGGACACGGGGAACGUGGUCCAAAAAGUCCACAUCAGCUCCUGCCUCCUGGAGGAUGCAGCCAUUGGCAACAGCAACAGGAUGAGAGUCAGCCUGGGGGCAGCUGGUCCAGGAGGAGGGGCAGGGCCUGAAGACAGCGAUGGGGACCCUGGGGAGCCGGCAGAGGACGCAGCUCCUCAUUCAGAAGCUGCUCAGCCCAGCGACAAUUUCCCUGACAACGUGAGUCACACUGAUGUUGACAUUUCCACGUUAACCUUCCACCUGGAAGCUGUGACUCUUGAAAGCAGGGAUCCGGAAGCUGCAGAAGACUGCCCCUGAGUGGAUAGAACCCCAGAUGUGGGGUCCCCAGGGGGAGGUGGGGUUCUGAAUAAAGGGUCCAUGGAUAGACUUGCUUCAACCGAGGCCAGGAGGGAGCCAGUGGAGCCCUUGCACUGUGCUGUCACGUCCCAUAAACGUCCUUGUUGACCUUGCCUCAUGAUGUGUGGCCAACGUGAGUCAGCACUUGGGCUGCGCCAAGGCUGGGUCUGCGGGUGGCUAGGGGCAGACAGAAGGGGCAUCCCCCUGGGCCCCUCAGGGUGCUGAGGGGAGGUGGGCUGAUGGGAACAGGACUCAGGCAGCCAGCAGGGCCCAGGCCACACUCCCAACUCCCUCCUGGACCACCUUCCAUCAAGGCUCCCACUCUUUUCUCCUCACUCAAGACCUGAAUUCCUCAAGGCCUAUCAUGGCCUCCUAACCUCUUUACCACCUGACCUUUCUAGAACCUUCCCGCCUCAGCCUUGAUCUCAGGAUUUCUUAGCUAAACCUCCAGAGAACAAAUCUCUCCCCUCCAAGUCCUGGUGGAAACCAUUGGCCAGCUGUGGGCCAGGUGUCCUCCAGUGGAUGCCAUUGGCCAGCCCAGGGGUCAGGUGACCUCUGCUGGCCAAUCAGCAAGGAAUGCUUAUUCUAUACCAGACAUGGUGCUUGCUAGGGACUGAGUUCCCUUACAAGAAGUGUGAGCACUGGGGCAUUUCCAGAAACCAGGAGUAGGGUGGGAAUGGGGGCACUUGGGGAGGGAUGAUGAGAGGAAGGUAGAGAAGGAUGGAGGGAGGUGCUGAUCAGCCAGGCAGGGCCAUUAUGGAAUAGGACUUACGCCUUCCAUGGGCGCACACACAGAGGCAACUGUCUACAGGCACCCCCACUUCCCCACCCAAUGCCACACCCAUACCUCAGGUGCACGUUUUUCAUUCUUUGCUGUGUUUGGUCCAUGGAUAAUGGCCUGGGCAUCCAACACCCAGAGGCCAUGUCCACUGGGGCUAAUGUCCGCCUGGGAGGCGAGGGACUGGCUCAUCACAGGGCCUCAGUAAAAAGAAAUCAUUGAACAAAUUUUUAUCUCCUUUCCCAACUCCACUGGAAGAGUCUCAAGGACAGGUGCCCUGAUACGUUGAUCAGUGCCUGGACCAACACACAGCCCUUACACUGUGUCCCCUAAAGGCGAGCUCCUGGAUCCAGUCAUUCCUGAAGCAGGCUCCUCUGCACUUGUCCAUUAGACGAGCCGGCAUGUCCCUUCCGUGUGCAGGUCAGCUCUAGUCUGAGGGUAGUUUCUCAGGGCAGCGUGUCUCUCUCGCGUCUGCCACCCCUCUCCUUAGCUUGAAGCCACUCAGC